CAAUCAUCCACCCACCCACUCACCCACUCACUUCCUUCCUUCCUCCUCGACCUCCCUCAUACGUCCUUGGCAUUGACGGUUCCUUUAUCUGCCUCACAAUUGUCGCAUUUAUCCCUCCCGCUUUUACUUUCCAAUUCAAUCGCACGCGUUUGGCCCAGGGGCCCUCGACAACAGUACCCAUGUCCGGCGCAAGGCAUUGGGAGCAGGAUAAAGAGGCUACCGUCUACAUUGGAAACCUCGAUGAACGGGUCACAGAUAGCCUGGUAUGGGAGCUGAUGCUUCAGGCCGGGCGCAUCGUUAACGUUCAUCUGCCGAAAGAUCGAGUCACACAGUCACAUCAAGGCUACGGCUUUGUGGAAUUCAUCAGCGAAGAGGAUGCGGAAUAUGCAUCGCGGAUCAUGAACGGCAUCCGCCUGUAUGGAAAACCUAUCCGUGUUAAUAAGGCAUCCGCCGACAAGCAGAAGUCUGUGGAAAUCGGAGCGGAAUUGUUCGUUGGAAACCUCGAUCCUAUGGUUACGGAACAGGUUCUUUAUGAUACAUUCAGCCGCUUUGGCAAUCUGAUCAAUUUACCAAAGGUCGCACGAGAUGAUAAUAAUUUGUCAAAGGGCUAUGGGUUUGUGUCGUUCGCCGACUUUGAAUCUUCAGACGCUGCCAUAACCAACAUGAACGGCCAGUAUCUCAUGAAUAAACAGGUCUCUGUACAAUACGCGUACAAGAAAGAUGGAAAGGGCGAACGACAUGGUGAUGAGGCAGAACGCAUGCUGGCUGCACAAGCUCGUAAGCAUAACGUGCAUCUGCCAACUCAACCUCUACCUCCGCAAUUUUCGAAUCCAGGGACUCCCAUGGUACCAGCCGCGAUGGCCACCAGUGACAACUCUCGGCCGAUGAGCACCAAUCCGUCGGAGCUAGGCAUGGGAAGAGGCAUGGCUACCCCUAAUGUUGGCUACCAAAACGUACCCCACCCGCAGCCAAGUCGACCCAUUCCGUCUCCCACGCCUCUGGUAAACCCGCCUCCUGGUCUACCCGCUCGACCGCCGCCCUCACAGGCAGGGUAUGGGGGUCCACAGACAUUCCUUCCCCCAGGGUUCAAUGGCGCUGGUCAGCAACCUCCCUUUCCAUCUCAAGCAGCACCUCCGCCAGGAUUUGCUCCGCCAGGUUUCGGCCCACCUACAGGGGCUGGUGGGCCUCCGCCUUCUCUACCACCGGGAUUUCAACAGCCCGGGUAUGGUCGCGGGCGCUGAGCACUCCAGGCCGGAUGCGUUGACAUGACUAGAAGACGUGGUACUCUUCCUCAUCCAUGACUUGGUUUGUAGGAUAACUUCCUGAACACGAUGUGACCGCCAGCAGCCGAGUUGUUGCCAGGGCCCGAAACAAAUAAUAUGCCCCCAAACUAGGUAUCAAGAAGGCCGAAAGCACCUGAGGACAUAAUUGUUUGACCGAUGGGCAAGGUUAAAAUACUGGUCCAAGCUCUAAAUUCGGAAAGGGAAGAGAGAUGUACGAUCGAGACCCAAUUCUUACCUCAUUUACACUCCUCACGAGCUUCUAAGCGCCAUAUCAUAUUAUUGUGAAUCUAGCGUGAC
Messenger RNA from Aspergillus heteromorphus CBS 117.55, 1580 nucleotides. Its product is annotated as U2 snRNP complex subunit HSH49. Gene Ontology annotation, molecular function: RNA binding. Gene Ontology annotation, cellular component: U12-type spliceosomal complex; nucleolus. The transcript has 3 exons. Gene Ontology annotation, biological process: positive regulation of mRNA splicing, via spliceosome. Bases 180 to 1241 code for a protein of 353 amino acids. The record is from RefSeq and is a predicted model, not a curated record. Lineage: Eukaryota; Fungi; Ascomycota; Eurotiomycetes; Eurotiales; Aspergillaceae.